AUGCCCUCGGUCGGAAUUGUCAUCGGAGAUGGCAAAAGAGAAUAUCCCGGUAACCUCACUCCUUACGUCACCGUGACAUGUAUCGUCGCCGCCAUGGGUGGUCUCAUCUUCGGAUACGACAUCGGAAUCUCCGGUGGAGUAACGACUAUGGAAUCGUUUCAGAAGAAAUUUUUCCCUUCGGUUUACGAAAAACAACGAAACAAUCACGAAUCGAGCAAAUACUGCAGAUUCGAUAGCAUUUCUCUCACUCUGUUCACUUCUUCUCUCUACCUUGCUGCUCUCUGUUCUUGCGUCGUUGCUUCUUACGUGACUCGUAAGUUGGUCGGAAAAUUUCGAUGCUUCUCGGAGGUGUUCUCUUUUGCGCCGGAGCUCUUCUUAACGGUUUUGCACAGGCCGUUUGGAUGCUUAUCGUUGGCCGUUUGUUACUCGGUUUCGGUAUCGGAUUCACUAAUCAGAGGAGCACUAAACAUCGGAUUCCAGCUCUCAAUCACCAUCGGUAUCCUCGUCGCCAACGUCUUAAACUUCUUCUUCUCCCAAAUCUCCGGCGGUUAUGGAUGGCGGCUCAGUCUCGGCGGCGCCGUCGUACCAGCUCUAAUCAUCACCGUCGGUUCUCUCAUCCUCCCUGACACACCAAACUCCAUGAUCGAGCGAGGUCAAUUCGAGCUAGCCGAGACGAAACUCCGUAAAAUCAGAGGCGUCGACGACGUUGAAGACGAGAUUAGCGAUUUGAUCGCAGCUAGCGAAGCUUCGAAGCUCGUCGAGCAUCCAUGGCGGAAUCUAUUGCAGAGGAAAUACAGACCACAUCUAACGAUGGCGAUUCUGAUCCCUUCGUUUCAACAACUCACCGGAAUCAAUGUCAUCAUGUUCUACGCUCCGGUUCUGUUCCAAACGAUCGGAUUCGGUAGCAACGCUGCUCUGACCUCGGCGGUGGUGACCGGUUUGGUUAACCUCGGAGCCACCGUGGUCUCGAUUUACGGCGUUGAUACAUGGGGAAGACGAUUUCUCUUCUUUGAAGGAGGAUUCCAAAUGCUGCUUUCUCAGGUGGCUGUUGCGGCGGCGAUCGGAGCUAAGUUCGGCGUCGACGGGAACCCAGGGCAUUUGCCGAAAUGGUACGCUAUUGUUGUGGUAUUGUUCAUAUGCAUCUACGUGGCGGCUUUUGCUUGGUCGUGGGGUCCACUUGGAUGGUUAGUACCAUCGGAGAUUUUUCCUCUGGAGAUACGAUCGGCGGCUCAGAGUGUAACUGUGUCGAUGAACAUGAUCUUCACGUUCGUUAUUGCGCAAGUGUUUCUGAUGAUGUUGUGUCAUAUGAAGUUCGGGUUGUUCAUAUUCUUCGCGUUUUUCGUGGUGGUGAUGUCGAUUUUCGUCUACUUUUUCUUACCGGAGACGAGAGGUGUACCGAUCGAGGAGAUGAAUCAGGUCUGGAGAUCGCAUUGGUAUUGGUCAAGGUUCGUUGAUGCAUGA
Molecule: messenger RNA, 1461 nt
Organism: Arabis nemorensis
Lineage: Eukaryota; Viridiplantae; Streptophyta; Magnoliopsida; Brassicales; Brassicaceae
Source: the annotation of a GenBank genome assembly